Messenger RNA from Trichoderma reesei QM6a, 762 nucleotides. RefSeq lists its product as uncharacterized. The record is from RefSeq and is a predicted model, not a curated record. Bases 1 to 762 code for a protein of 253 amino acids. The transcript has a single exon. Lineage: Eukaryota; Fungi; Ascomycota; Sordariomycetes; Hypocreales; Hypocreaceae.
AUGGCUGACACCCCCGCAACUAAGCAAGUCGUCCUCGUUACUGGCGGCAACCAGGGCAUCGGCUUCGAAAUCGUAAAGAAGCUCGUAGCGGAACAGCCCACAUACCACGUUCUCCUCGGCUGUCGCUCCCUCUCAAAAGGCGUAGAAGCCAUUUCAAAGCUUGAGAAGCUCGCAGGCUCGGUAUCUCCUGUCGAGGUUGACAUUACUUCUGAUGAGUCGAUUGCGGCGUGUGUGACGCAGAUUGAGCGCGAGCAUGGCAAGCUCGACGUUUUGAUCAACAAUGCCGGAAUCGGGAGACACGCCGUCGAGGAAUUGCCGAGUCUGAGGGCCAAGAUGGCGGCGUUGUUUGAUGUCAAUGUCUUUGGCACGCUGGUAAUGUCAGACGCUGCCAUACCUCUGCUACAAAAGGCCGCAGAUCAAGGCUCAGUCCCGCGAGUCGUCUUCAUUACCUCCGAAAUGGGCUCAUUGGGGAACACGCUCAAUCCGUCAUGGAAGUAUUACCAGCACAACACUUCUAUACCGUACAAGUCUAGCAAAGCCGCCGCCAACAUGAUUGGAGCGUGUUACUCGACCCUCUUUGAGAAGACUGGGUGGAAAAUUAACUGCUGCUGUCCUGGACUCCGAAAGACGGCGUUCAAUAAUCAUCUUUCGGUUGCUAUGGACGUCGAAGAGGGUGCUGUUAGAGCAGUAUAUUUGGCUACCUUGGACAAGGAUGGGCCUACGGGAACCUUUACGAAUAUUGACGGGACUGAGCCGUGGUGA